Anopheles merus is the source of this 990-nucleotide messenger RNA. RefSeq names its product ankyrin repeat domain-containing protein 49 (gene Ankrd49). NCBI's taxonomy places the organism in Eukaryota, Metazoa, Arthropoda, Insecta, Diptera, Culicidae. The record is from RefSeq and is a predicted model, not a curated record. Gene Ontology annotation, molecular function: protein binding. The transcript has 2 exons. The coding region runs from base 104 to 811 and encodes 235 amino acids.
AACAAAUGACCCAAACAUCACACAAACAAACGGUUCUACUUGGUGCCCGGAAUACAUUUUUGUGCGGAACGGCAAUCUUCGGCCAUCUCAAACAGAUUGCAAAAUGUCUAAUCGUACGUUAAACGACUGGGAUAACAUUGCCAAAUCGCUAACGAAGGACGAUGCCGCUGAAGAGGAGGAGGAGGAAAUGGACACGCUCGAAGCACUGGAGGCAAAGAUGAGCAAGGUGCCGCGCGGCAUGUUCGUAAGCGGAUGGGACGAUCCCGACGAUUUAAUCGAAGAGGACAAAGAACCGAACGCCAGCUACGAACGACAGGUCCUGUGGGCUGCCGGGGAAAACAAGCAGGAAAUAGUGGAAGCCAUCGUUUGCCGCAAACCGUGCGUAGUGGAAGCGAUCGAUCGAGACGGGUACACGGCACUACACAAAGCGUGCUACAACAAUAACCGCGAGAUGGCGAUGGUGUUGCUGCGGUACGGGUCCGACCCGAAUGCUCGCACCGACAUGGGCUGGACACCGUUGCAUUCGGCGUGCAAAUGGAAUAAUGCUGGCUGUGCUGCGCUGUUGCUGCAGCAUGGUGCCGACGUGAAUGCACCUUCGGAUGGGGCCCAGACACCGCUACACAUUACCGUCACCGUGUCGAGCUGCCGGUCAACCAUGGUAACGCUGCUGAUGAAUGGGCGCUGUGAUCCGGAGCGUCGGAACAACUCGGACGAAAAGGCUGAACAGAUAGCGAAGCGAAGCGGCGACACUUUCCCGUUGUUUGCGAUGGCGCAUUCGGCCUUUACGGUCGAAACAGGCAUGAUCGAUUAGAUUAGUCCGGCAACGGUUGAUCGUUCCCCAGUCUCUAUUAUCGGCUCGUUUGCUCGCUUUAACAAUCAAUAAUUCUAUUAUCUCGGCAUUGAAUGCAAUUUGAACGGACGAUUGGUGAUAACAACUGUCUGUGUAUGUACAAUAAAUUAUUUCCAUUGUCAAGUGGUAACACAUGUCCA